Messenger RNA from Wasmannia auropunctata (little fire ant), 617 nucleotides. RefSeq names its product cuticle protein 12.5. The record is from RefSeq and is a predicted model, not a curated record. NCBI's taxonomy places the organism in Eukaryota, Metazoa, Arthropoda, Insecta, Hymenoptera, Formicidae. The coding region runs from base 57 to 374 and encodes 105 amino acids. The transcript has a single exon.
CAUUCGCUCUUCAGUGCUCCGCCGAAGUACGAAGCAACAAACCACCGCAGUCGACCAUGUACAAGAUCGUCGCUUUCUUUGCCCUGCUGGCUUGCGUCGCAGCCGCACCCGGCUAUGUGGCGUUACCCGCCCUUCACGGCCUUCACGCGGCGCCAGUUGUCGCGGCGGCUCCCGCGGUCGCGGUCGCCCACUCCGUCCCGGUCGCCACCAGCUACGCCAACACCUACAAGGUGUCCGUGAAGAGCCCGCUCGUGGCCCCGGUCGCCUACACCGGACCGAUCCUGAAGACUGCGCCAGUCGUCGCCGCCGCCCCCGUCGUCGCUCAUGCACCGGUCGCCUAUGCCGCCCAUGCCCCCUACCUCGCUCUUCAUUAAGGGAGAAUCACUACAUUAUUAACCACCUUUUGCCCAUCUCUCAAGACAAUCGACACAUGCCGACAAUGAAGACGUCCCUCGUCAUCCAAUUGGACGCGUGACGAUUCAUCGGAACGAUCGACCGAAUCGACCGGACCAUCGAUCAACUGGGCACCUUGACUUGAAGCUUGUAUCAGCCUGUCCACGCGGUCGAACGACCGAUCGCUACGAUUAAUCAAUAAAGUUGCCAUUUCUGCCUUUAAA